Pocillopora meandrina is the source of this 14399-nucleotide messenger RNA. The record is from the annotation of a GenBank genome assembly. Lineage: Eukaryota; Metazoa; Cnidaria; Anthozoa; Scleractinia; Pocilloporidae.
ACAGGAUCAUUACUGGGAGCCGCGCCGCGAUUGUGAACUUCAUUCAAGCACGAGUUGCACUUUUAUAUCACUUGAGUACGGAGGAAGCUCGGCGGAAAAAAUAAUGUGUGAAUCUUUCUUCAACAGUGUUGUCAUUCUGUUCAUUUGGGGCAAUGUUACACUCGUUUGUGUGCAAUGUCGAAGCGUCCCCGGAACUCACUUUCCUGAUGAAACGAAGUUAACUGGGCAGACAGAGCUCUGUUUGAAGAGAUGUGGCACCAGCUUUCAUACGGAUGACACGGGAACAUCAAGUGGAGAGGUGACUAGGCAUUUCUUGCAUUCGCAGUGAUGAUUAGUUUAGUUCUAAGACAAAUUGAUCGUUAGAAAGGUAGACGAUAUGCAUGGGAGAACUUUAGCCAGUCAAUAAUUAAAUUAAUUAAUGUUACACUCGUGUGUGUGCAAUGUCGAAGCGUCCCCGGAACUCACUUUCCUGAUGAAACGAAGUUAACUGGGCAGACAGAGCUCUGUUUGAAGAGAUGUGGCACCAGCUUUCAUACGGAUGACACGGGAACAUCAAGUGGAGAGGUGACUAGGCAUUUCUUGCAUUCGCAGUGAUGAUUAGUUUAGUUCUAAGACAAAUUGAUCGUUAGAAUGGUAGACGAUAUGCAUGGGAGAACUUUAGCCAGUCAAUAAUUAAGUCCGACAACGUGUGAUGUUUAUUCAAUUUCAAUUCUGCAACCAUCUUCUUCUUGGGAGAUCUUUUCGGUCUAAUUCUGUUCAGGGUUUCUUCGGAUUUGAGCGGUAAUUUAGCUCUUCCAGAUGGGAAAAUUUUGGCCUGUUCAUAGCAGAAAUCGUAGCUUACCAAGGGAAAUGAAUAAGUUGCAUUUUUAGAAUUUUUAUCGUGGUAACGCGGUUGUAGGGUUCUUAUGAGAAAAAUCCGAAACCCGCACCUGAGCUUUCCUAUCCCUCCUUCUCGUAUGAGCACAUCAGAAUUUUUGAGGAGACACUGUUAAGGCAAGAUCCUUGAAAUAGAGUCAGCGUGAUAAAUAGGGCCCAGUAUUGAGAGGCACUAAAGUCUUAAAACUGAAAAUCUUAACCCUUUUCCUGUACAGUGUUCGCUAGCCAUUUGUUCAAAAGGAUAACCUCCACGCAGAUGUUCAUGUGUAAACAAUCGAGUCUACGGUAAUCAUGAUUGCAAAUUAUUUGUUGUCUCAUCUUAAUCUUUGAAACCAAGAAUGCUUUUACUGACUUCGAGCCAAUGGAAAGGUGGAUUUAAUAUCUCCUGAGUGAUCUCCCUCAUUCAUGAGGCCACCGUACUAUAGAGCUGUCGCCCUUUCCCUUACUAUUACACGGGGUUUCAUGUUGAAACGCGGUGAUGUGGAAAAAAAUUUGUCCUUUAUUUCUAUUAUUGUCACGCUAUUCCUAUUGCAGUGCCGGUCCGAUUUCUUGUAAACAUGUACUAGCUCGAUCUAGCGCUGUCACCCGAGGACAUUUCAAAAGAUCUAUGGACAGAGAGCGAGAGUAUGCAUGAAAUUAGGGUUGAUGUUUUGGCAACGCCGUCAAUAUUUACUUUUGUAAUUAUCACAGAUGUCUUGAUUUGAAGUUUUGCGGUUGCGAUAGAAUUACGUUUCCUGCUUUCUGAAUGUGGAUUUUCCCCUACGUAUGAGUUGUAACAGAACAUUGCUCAUCAAUAAUAAAUUGUUGUUCAUAGAAAGAAGUAUCCCAAUGAUAAUAAAUGUAACUUUAAAAUUUCCAGUUAUCGCGCUAUGAUUUUCGUAUUUGGUACAAAGAUGACACAGAAAACGGGAAAAAAAUUAAACCGUAAUCGCUAGGAAAUGUAUCGAGACCAAAAGAGCCGUCUCAAGACGUGACGUGUUUGUACUGAUUUACUGUUGAGCUUAAGUUACAUCUGAUAAAGAUGAGAUGUCUUCCGGUUUCCUAGCGGAUUUGGACCCCCCGGUCCGCUGUGACACCGGGAUAGGAGUGGUUGCGCAAAAAUCUUGACUUAAAUGUAGCUGUUUCUUUAUGGAGCACUGAUAUAUUGCAUCGAGUGGCGUAACAUCAUCAUUGUAAAAUUGCUGUCUUGUGCCACAUUGCAAGUGAGAUCAGUUGCGAGACAAGCAAACGUAACGAUGGCAGACAUACUUUGUUAAAGUAAUGUGAUUUAAAACCAAUCAAGGCUUGUUCACUCAAGUACCUAGAGGCCAAAGUGAAGCACCGCCGUGACUUUAGUCAGCUUUUAAGGUUACUUCCCACGUUUAGAGGCCGAAAAAAUAGAUUUUUCUUUUAUUUGACUGAACUGAAUUCAAACAUUUAACCUAACGUUUCCAUGAUAAAACCUAACGUUUCCAUGGUAAAAUUUCUGAAAUCUUUCAAAGCACCCUAGUAAUUUAGAAAAUGAAUUUUCAAAUAAAAGUUAAUACAUCAGGAAGGUGUCAUAAUCAGACAUGGUUUGAUGCUACUCUGAUUUAAAGAUUUAAUGAAUAUGACUGAGAAGUUACAAUUCAUAGACCCAACGUUUCGACAUUCCUGUCUAGUGCCUUCAUCAGGGGUGAUCUAAAUGCUGCGGAGGGAGGUCCGUUUAUUGUAUGGUUGGUUAGGCAUGUGUGCUCCGCCAAGGCUUACUUUUCUUGUUUUUGAUAAAAAAAGACCGCGUUUUGAUGCUCUUUCAAACGUGUACCAAACUGACGCUUGGUCUGUCCGAUAUGCUCGUGAUCACAGUCAUUGCAGUGACAGGACCGUUAGGUUUGGCAAAGUCCCAAAUGCCCCCUAGUCAAACCUAAGGAUCCAUAUAAUCGUGCGUUGCCAGUGUUUUGCAUUGCGAAAGAGAGUCAUAAAGUCUUUGCAGAGUUGCAAUACGUUUCAAUUUUCCAGUACGUUUAUUUCAUUCAGGCAUGUAAAAAGGACAAACAGUAAGAUUGUUUUUUCUCCUUUGUAGUUAUAUUUAGUCUCCAUUUCAAUUUUCGCCAGUUUUACUUGUUCUCAGUCGUGCAUUUGUGCGAUUAUAAUCGUUCAGUUAUUUCAUUCUUGUCGCUUAGAUUAUCAUUUAAGUUCGUAAUUUAGUUAGACGGCAUCGAGCAUUUGUAUGAUUAUAAAUCGUGUUAAUUAUGCCAGAAUUGAGCUUUAGUCCAGUGAUGUCCUAAUAGACAGAACUUUCAAUUUGUGAUGGGGAAGGUUGAGUAUGAAUCACAUUAAAUUCUUUUAAGAAGAAAAAUUCAUCUAGCUGUCUUGCGUCGCGUCCGUUGUAAACUUCUUUUUACUGACUGUCUUCAAGGAGCUCAGCUACCAUCUAUUGAGUAGAUUUCUGGUUUGGGUAAAUUUCUCAUAUGUUAGAUUGUUUUGGUGGAGAAAUACAAAGAUCUAAAGGACAGAAAAAUUGAAUUUAUGAUAUUUGAAAAAGCCUUUUAUUGUUUAUCAAUGUUUUUCGGUAUGGGAAAUUUCCGCAGUUUGAAUGCAAUAAGCUCCACGCGAAAAAGCUUAUCGGCCGAGGAAGCUUUGAAGAGAUUUUUGUCUCACGGAAUUCCGAAUUCCGACAGGCACUUAGUUCGCGGGAGAGGGGGAGCAAUUGACAAAUCCGUUUGAUGGCAUCUUUUAUCCAUAUCAGUAAAGAAAAUAAGGGGGUCUUCAUCUUCAGGUCUUAGUUUUCGGGGACUUCGUUUUGGGGUCUUUGUUUUCGGGGUCUAUUCAUUUUUAAAACUGAAAUCAACUUACUUGGUGAUUACGCCGUUGAUAUGUCAAUCACGCGGUUAAUCAUAAAAUCAAAUUUAACCAAUAAAUUAAAUUUCAAAACAUGGUCAUAUGUGUGCUGUUGUUACCUACACAUUGUUCUGUAUCAAUUACCGUAAUUUCCGGCCGCUUACCCGCGGGUAAUCUGUUAAUUUUGCAUUAAACGCGCGACACUGCGGGUGAUAGGGAGGUGCGGGUUAUGUGACAAUUUUAAAAUCUACUGGUAGUUGAAUUGAAAAAAGUCUCACCUACAUGCGUUUCCACCUCUCAAAUGAAUUUUAUUUUAUUAAGAGUGCCACAAAGCGGCACGAAAACAUGAUGCCGACUCGAGUCUAUUGCACGCACAAUUAGUUGCGUGAUGAACAAAUUGUUAUCGGCACGCGUGAAAACAAGACCUUGAUGGUGACAAAUAUAAUCCAAAGAUAUCCGGCGCAUCAGUAUCAAAUUUCCAUUAAACGCUAGCUUGAGCAAAAGAGAAUUUUCCUGUUUUAAGGUACUUGUUAGGCCCAAUAGAACCGGAGAUAUCGAUUUUUUUCAGAAAUCGCCGACAGUACUUUACAAUUCAAGUUUUAACACUCACCCAGAAUAUUACAUUUGGGUUUGAUGGCUAGCUCCACAGGACUUUUCUUUUUAAGUUACGAUGUGUUUAUUGAGGUUAGUUUUCGGCCUUUGGGCUAUGAGGCUGCUUUAUGUAAUGAUAAGAUGACUGAUGAAUAUAACACAGUCGAUAAAUCAAUCUUUCCUACGAACACCUUGGCUAUGCCGAUGACCUCUGUGACAGCUUUAUGCCUUUUGCACGUAAACUAUAGAGUUUCUACAACAUCUUUUUAAAACUUCCUGUCCACUGGACCUCAAAGAAUUUUGAUAUAGGACGGCUUCGUUUCUAAAAUUAUCGCUCACUCACGUGAGAGAAAGAAUGUUAGGAUUAAAAUACCCUAAGUCCGGUUUAUCAGCGGAGUUAAGUGAGUCUUUGUCCGUGAAUGAAGUGCUUUUGAUGUUGCUAGGUUUUUUUUUUUUCAAACAUGUUUUCAUUACCUCACACGAGCUAGAUGGGAUUUAUGGAGUGCGUGGGCGGGGUGUGGAGUAUGGAUCUAGAAAUUGUGGAAAAAGGAAGAUUUUAUAUCUGUGGCGUUGAUAAAAGUUUUUGGUGUUUCCUUUUGUUCAACUCCUUGAAGAAUUGUAUGCCAUGUAAAUGAAACUCGUUUGAGAAUAAUACAACCUUCAUCUUGGAGGAGACUUAUUAGAAUUAGUACAUAGAUCACUAAGUGGCAAGUUUUAAUUCGACAGAAGUGCAAGAGGAAUUCACGUCGAGAGGUUUGAGGCGAAUCGGUAGUACUAAAGUGUAGUAGUUAUUAAAAAGAUUAAUGAUCAGUUCCGUUAUUCCUUACAGUUGUCCAGUGUUCAGAUAUGUUAUGACAAGUGCCUUCAGGAAAGAGGUAAUUUUUUGAUAUUUUAAUCGACACAGAAACUUGUGGCACCUUUUUUACGUCUAGACUGAGUGAAAACCGGCGAUACUCUUCUCUUUCUAUUAUUGGAUUAUUGGUGGAUUAUAACCCAUUUUAUUACAUAAACUACGGUGUUAUACAAGGAUUUCCAGCCCAGAGAAAAGCCGUAACAACACACGUGAAAGAAUAUCGUAUUUUUUCUCGUGUGUUUGAUAUCACGAAUCAGCUGCUGACACGUCACUCGCCUUGCACGCCACUCGGUCAGAUUGAUGAAUGAACGGCAAAGCCUUUAUCAUUCUCAAUCCAAGGUUGUUUGUGGUAACUUUCGGAUUAUGGCUGCUAAAACACUGAAAAAUCCAUAUCGCUUACAGACAGUGGCGUUCAAACUUUCCUAGAAGGGGGAAAAUACGGAAUUGUUCCGAAAGAAAAACCGAAAGUUAUGUAUUCAGUGGCUUUGGUAAUGGCAUUUCUCGCGACUGAGAACGAAAAUCGACAACUGGAAAAUUUGCCACUGUGUACCUGAAAGGGUUCUCCUGUCGAUAAGGACCAAGUCAAUGACUGAGAAUUUUGUGUAUUGAAAAUUACGCCCAUUUUUUUGUUUUUGUAGUGUUUCGACGCAUUUUUUCAUCUUGAGCCAAAGCGCCAACGCACUUCAUGAUUUUUAUUCUGGACUGUCAAUCCUCUCAUUUUAAUCCAUUAAUAAAGUUGACUUUGCUUGUCAGUAAAGGGCUAUUGUGUCUAUAUGGUAAACAAAAUAAUACAUGGUUGCUCGUUGAUAUGAAAUUUCUCUUCUCGUGUUGAACUCGUCAUCCCACUCGUUCGCUGCGCUCACUCGCAAGCUAUCGAGUAAAACACUCGGAAAAAAAUUUCAUUUUUUGGUGCGCUCAUGUAUUAUUCUCUAUUUAUCUUUACCCGAUGUUACGAUAUCAACAGCUUUACAUUGAAAUCAGUAUAGGCCAUCCCAUUCCCUCAAAGUCAACUCCAUUCUCAAGCUUAUUGCAUUCAUCCGCGUUUCAUUCAUUCGUUUAAUGCUCAAGGCUGUCACUCGCCUAUUUUAAGAGCACCAGAGUGAGGUGACAGGUGGAUAAGCGUAUGGAUUAUUUAAUAUAUUAGCGAAAUGUCUAACAAAGUACUCGUGUUUUUUACACGGUAAGUUCGCAUAGUUUUGAUAGAGUAUGCUGCUAUUGAUAUGUCUUAAAUUUUCUCCAAUGGUGAUAGGGAAACUGAUUUCUGUCGUAGAUGAUAAGAAUGUUUCAAUCAGUGAGGAAUUGACGUCAUCCUUCAAGAGAAUCAAACGCGGUAAGCUUUUCUACCAACAAACAAGACAACUCAAGUAUCAUGAAUUGGCCAAAGAUGGCUUCUUAUUUAUUUCUCUCUAUAAUCAAGUCGGUUCGGAAAACAAUAGUUCGACAGAAGGUAGAGCACCACUCUUAAAAUCUUCAGUUUUCUGAUAUCUUAAGUUUGAUGCUACUCUGGUUUGCAGAUUUAAUGAAUGUAACCGAAGAAGUUACAAUUCAUAGACCCAACGUUUCGACACUCCUGCCUAGUGCCUUCAUCAGGGGUGAUCUAAACGCUGCAACAAGAGGUCGUUUUAUAUGAUCACUAAUUAACGGCCUUUUUUCUGACGAGGUGUAAGGAAGCGUCAGGAAGCAAACCGCCAUCGUCACGAUUUAAAGGAGCGUGGGCGGAGUUAAUAUGCCAAGCCUCCAAACAAAGGCGCUGGUGGUAACGCCGAUUAGUGGUGAUAAUUUUAGAAUUAUCCCGCCCAAUUGUAUGGUUGGUUCGGCAUGUAUGCUCCGAUAAAGCUGAAUUUUCCUUUUUGCGAAGAAAACCGCUUUUUGGUGCUCUUUUAACCGUGUAUCAAACUGACGUUUGGUCUGUCCGAUGUAUUCGUUGUCACAGUCAUUGCAAGGAAUAGAAUAAAUGGCGUCGGUUCGUUGUCCUUUCUUCGUUCAGGAUCCUUAGGUUUGGCGAAAAUAUGCCCCAAAGUCUGAAAAGGUUUUUGAGCAACUUUAACGUUGUGGCUAUUCAAAAUUCUCUUAAUGGUUCAGUAACACCCUGUAUGUAAGUAGUAACAGCAAAACCAGUCACUGGUUCCCUUUCAACAAGAGCGUUACUAUUUGUAACUGGUUUUUGGUAGUUACGGAGAAAAGUUUUUGUAUAGCCAUUUGCCUUUAGGACAUUGGAAACAUAUUUCCUCUCCUCAGCCUUCGAAUCGAGUGAAGAUGAUAGACAGUCAGCCCUCCUAAGUAAAGUUUUGGCUACAGACUUUUUAUGGCAAAUAGGGUGGUGAGAAUCUUGUCUCUAAAUUACCCUGAACCCCUCUGGACACAUUUAAAUCAAGAAAGGGCAAAUGUCUAUCCUUUUCACGCUUAAGGGUGAAUUGGAUCGACAGCUCUACUGAAUUCAAAUGCGACAAGAGGCGCUCCGCUUUAUUUCCGGAUACCGCAGAAAUAACAUCAUCGACAUAUCGUUUCCAGAAAAAGGGUUUAACCGGUGAAGUGGCUAUAUAAUUGUAGAUGUAAAGGUUAUGGAAUACAUUUCGAGAGCCGUGUUGAUCUGUGUCUACGUCUUCAGUCCACACAGUCCAUACAUUUUUGUAUUUCAGCGAAGUGCUCGAUAACCAAAGUGACAUUUUUUUUCUAUGUUUUCCCAUAUUCUCAACUAGAAAUCCCAGGGAGCGAGAAAAGUAGCAAGGACGGUAAGAGUAAGAUAUACCUUUUUUCUGAUAACACUGAAUUUAGCUUCAGUUUUCUAUGAGUGGAAAAUAUGUGAAUCAAGUAUCGUCACAACCACUUCGUAAUUUAGCACCCCAAAGUUAUCAGUUAUACCGAACUUUCAGCCGGCAAAAUUGGUCAAAAGCUGCCAUGUUGGGCACUGUUUAAUGGUAUGGUAGGUUUGUGGGAGAUCAAUAAUGAAUUAGUCAUUUCUUGGUGUACUAACGUCCCAUCAUGUUUUAUUGAUGGUUUGGAAAAAUAGUGAUAUAAAGAUGCAAAGAACAAAAUGAAUAACUUUUAAGCUAUAUCAUUGCCCUCAUGUGUGAAUUUAUAGGUUUACUUUGAAAUUUGAUAGGAUUUUAUCCAUUUUCCUUACGAAAAUUGUGAGAGGUGAUAUUUCUCAUUUCUGGUUCGUUUGGAUCGCCACAAGUACCAGUGUCUGUUUGUGCAAGUUGAUGUUACAGCGUGAUUGUAUCAGGAACUCCUAGAACCUCAAUCAUGUACUUAAUACCUUCGUAUUUUAUUGAAAUACUCAUGAUUAUAUUACCUAACUUUUAUUUACAAACAAAGCCUGCUUAAUGGACAGUCCAGGAAACUUUACGUUUCUUGAGCCCAAGAUUACAUUCCGAGAACCUAAGGACAAUGGAAGUUUUCUGGGAAAUGUAUCAUGGAAACCUCUGUCAAGUAUGUAGAGUAACAAAAGUAUGGCAACUAUCAACCCAAAAUAUUACUUAAUUUUAUUUCUCUUGCAUUUUUUUGGCACAUUCUUGAUUUAUAUUAAAAAAUUUUUGCUGUGAUCAUGUGUACAUUAUAAAGUUACACGAGGAGUGGAUAGCACGUCACCUAAACUCAUAAGCAAUCCAUACAGUAGAGAGAGCCAACCGCACAUACGUUAAGGAAAGGAUAUGAACAAUUUUUUUAAAUUUGAAGCAGUAGUACUAGUAGUGACAGUAAUAAAUUGAUGAACUUUAGGCCCUCAGAAUAAAUGGGAGUCGAAAUCGAAAAAUUAUAAUAGUUACUAUAAUAAUGAUAAUGAUUAUACUAAUAAUAGUGGAAUAGUAAAGUGUUUGUUUGUUUGUUUGUUUGUUUGUUUUUUUUAGGUGACGCUUUUAAUUGGACUGGAUACAGAUUGAUUUACGUCGUUGGUCGGGUAUCUCAAGAGAUAUUUAAAUGCGUGGACUUCUAUAAGGUGAGAGCUGCUAAAAACCAGAAAACUUUACAAUCGGCUUUGAUCUCCCCUCCUUUUUAUAUUCUCAACAGGUAUUAAUUUGUUCAAUCUCAGUCACUUUACCAUAAAUUUACCCCCUUAACAGUACUCCCAGAUCAACGUUUUUCCAAGGUGUCAUUUGGCAACUGAAAAUCAUUAAAUGGUUACCAGAAAUAACAACAUCAGAAAACAAAACACGGGUCGCCAGUUUUGCGACUUCCUCUGAAAUUUAAUCGCCCAUUUUUUCAUUUAACCUACCAUAGUUUCCAGUACGGUCGCAGCUCGGAGCGCUGGCUUUAAGUGCCGUCAGUAGAUAUGAUUUACAAUCUCAUCUCUCCUCACUCUUUAAACUCUCCGGCUCUAGACACUAAGUUUAAAUUAAUGCUACAUUUUUACCGUAUAGAAAUCGAUUAACUGUAUACAUAUUUUUAUUUCAGAACGAGACGAGUUAUUUUAUAAACAGUGGUCUACCGAAUAACACGCGCUUACGACUCAUGGUAAGUGUAUCCAAAUUCAUGAUCUUUGUUUGAUCUUUGGCGAAGGGAGGGGGAAUUACGACAACACUAUUGACUUACCUCGAAAAACCUUGAGGCACAAAAACUGAUAUUUAAACCUGUUAAAGUGUGAACGGGGAGCGUCCUUACGCAUAAUCCUUGAUACAGUUUUGUAUCAAGGAUACAAUGCAUGCCCUGAGCACAAAAACGUAUUCAUGGCGCACUACAUGCGUGAUAUUCCUUAAAUAAGACCAGGCCUCCUAAAUUUUACCCAUGUAUCAAUGUAAUCUUACUUUAGGAAAAGCACUAACGGGAAUGAUAUCGCAAGAAAAAAAAACUGGAAAUAUAGAUGGUGGUCAGCUGAUCAAAGAAUCUCUUGGAACUCUGAAUACCCUAAACCUGUCUUAAGGCAUAAAGUGCUGUCACGGUUCUUUUUUCUGCGUAUUUAUUGACAUCACCACGUAGAAGUGAUGAGACGUGCUUUGAAGUAACGUGAAAUUUGCAGUACAUGCACGGUUUCAUUGGUGACUCCUUUACAUUGAGGGCAAUGUUAGAAGUUAUAACCGAUGUAAAAAAUAAAAGUUCUUCAAAAAUAACUGCUUAAAUUAUUACACAAAAUGUUUUUUUUCUUUUCGUUUUGAGUUGUUUUUUUUUUCUUUUGGUAGGUUGUCUCCAUACCCUUUGACUACAGUAAGUUCGGGAACACGGCACCAUAUAUUGAUUGUAAGUCUCUUUAAAAGUUUCAGGUGAAUCUUAAAAAGCCAUACUAUACUUUGUAUUGUGUUUAUUAUUUAGUUUGUUAAUUUCUGCCGUAAGCUUAAGACUGGAGGCUGCGGUGGCCAGUGUGUGAUCAUGAUUUGAUGCUAGUGAGCAGUCUCGGGUGAGUAGCUGAAUUUAAGUCAGAACGAGCAAUUCGAAGCUCUAUAUUUUCAAUCACAUUUUCCAAAAUCGAUUGUUUUAGCCGGAGGUCUAUAAAGACCUUCACGAGCCGCGGGGCAAAAGAAUUAGUGGCGGCUACAUGAGUUUGUAAGUGGGGCUAAAUUACCAGUGUUACCUCUUCCACUAAUUUUUAAAUACACAGGCUCGUUUCUUUUUCUCAAUUUUGUUGAAAAGUUUGUACAAUUCAAACUGAGUUUGGAUAUUCACGUAGUCUUAUUCCUAAAUUCAAUAGCAUGCCACGCCAUACGUGGCGUCAAUAUCACCUUUACUUUCCUCCUGCGGAUGUAAAAUUAGGUGUGAACGGUUCUUCGUAAUGCGGAAAAAUGUCCUUAUAAAUUUGAGAAAGUGAAAAUAGCUUGGCAGGUCCUUAACGGGAUUGAGGUCUUAAACGAAUCACUUGUUGUAGUCAUCCUCUCAGCAUAACAAACACUACUGUGAUUGAACAUUCAAAAAUUGAUUCAUGUAUUUUGCGUAAAUGAAGGUAACUACGAUGCUCUAGUACUGUUAUUAGUACAGUCGCAGUCCUCGUUAAAAGCACGUUUCGCCAACCAUGCAUUUGUCAACCGAAUUAAAAUCUCACGUCAUUCUGAAUUCCUCAAUUUUUUAACUAAAGUAGAAUGAGACAUUUGCUAUAAAAUGUGUCUAACCUCAAUGCUAGAUAAUAAGGUGUAACCACCGACUGUGCCCCUUGGGAAGCCCGAGAGUUUCUCAUCUCGUAAGAUUUUUUUUCUGUUGUUCGUUUUUUUUUUCUUGUGCAGGCCAUAUUCCAUGCGGUGAAAAGCCAACAACAAGUGGCACAUCAAUCCCUAAAACAAGUAAAGGAAAUUUAAUUCUCUUUCUCACUGGACGUUCCCUAGUUGAUCUCUUCUAUAAAUAGAAGGCCUCAUUGUUCUUUCCCAUACAUGCAAACUAGCCCUCUUGGUCUCGGUAAUAUGUCAAAGGUAGCAAACAAACAAAUUGAAAGAAAAAGAACUUUUAGUCAUAAGCGAGGCUAAGAUGGGUUAUUCAAAUGAACAUGACAGAAUGAUAGCAGGUAAUUUAGUUUUAACAACUGAGUUGAAAACGUAAAUUGGCCACCGUGAAGAGUAAAAAAGCUACCUUUUCGAGCGUUAGCCCUUCGUCAGAUCGAUUGGAGGAAUUGUGGGUUGUGUGUGGGUUUAUAUGCAGAAAGUGGAGCUACGCUAUUGGUGGGAGUAUGGUGACGAGAAAACAUGAAUAAAUUAGUUGAAUGAAAAGCGCUCGUUGAUACCGUGGGGAUUGAGAGUGCCGAUUUGGAAGAUAAAUUUUUGUUCUAGUGUUUUGCGGCUUUCCGAACUGCCCAGAUGUAAGGGAAGGCUGCGAACUGCCAUAUGUUGUUUUGAAUGAUUAGGGAGAUUAAAGUGUCUAGCGACUGGUUUGGAUGCGUCCUUGUCAUUUCUUUCCACGUCGCUAAGAUGUUCUCGGAAUCGGUCACCUAGUCGUCUUCCUGUUUCGCCAAUGUAUAACUUAUUGCAAUAAGUACAAGUUACGCAGUAAAUGACAUUGGCAAGGGUGCACGUAAAGUGAUCAGUAAUCAUAAUGGAUCUCUUGGGUCCCGAUAUUUUUUCUACGUUAUGAAUGAAAGAACAAGUUUUGCAUCGUGGCUAUCCUGUUUGUGUCGUUCAAGCGGGCCACCACCAUGCCCAACAAAUUGAUAGACAAUCAGCACUACAAACGGCUGAGAAGGAAAACACUGACCGCAUUCCAUUCACUCUCAUAUUUCACCCUCACAACCACGCGGUUCAAUCUAUCAUUCUUAUCACUCUAAAACGAUUCAGAGACUGGUACUAUCUUUUCGCAACCCACUUAUUUAAUUCAAACGUGACAAAAACAUCAGAAGUUCAUUUCAAACCAAUGACCAAUCUGGAACUUUCAAAUGCGCUUGCUCAACUACCCUUUAGGCCACAUCUCACUUGCAAAAGUUUUUCAACCCUUCUAACAGAUCAAUAGUCUUUUUUAGCGUGUAAUAUGAGGAAAGUAUGAUAAGGAUAGCUCCGAGACUGAUAAGAAAAAAAUAGCUUCUAACACAGUGUCGUCUUUUAUUUUCCCUCCUAUUUUCAUGUAGCUCACCCCACGAGUCCAACAUCAGGUGGGUUUAACUUUUCCUUCUCAUAGUUCCAAAGUUGGUCAUAUCCAUAUCUAGCUUCUAAAUACGACCAGCCUAAGUUUAGAGUACACAUCUUGUCAAUAACUAUUAAGUUAAUAACUCCCAAGUUAAUAACUCCCAAGUUAAUAACUCUCAAGUUACGUUACAACUUACUCUCAAGCAAGUACUGGUACGAAGUCUGGCGGUUUAUUCAAAGAAAGAAUGUAAACAGUCAAUCUCCUUGCCCUGCAAUGCAGGGCUUUUAAGAAUGUUGUCAGAUUCAUUUCUCUUGAUUUUGCUUGUGCUGUAUGUUUUCUAUUUUGGUUUUUGUUUAUGUUUGCAGGGAAUGUGCUAGUUAAUCUAUUAUUUUAAAAUCUCUUUCAGAAAGUAGGAGACCUACUAUUAUUGCCCUUGCCAUUAUCCCUGUCACUGUAAUUAUUUGUGCUGUGUCUGCUCUGCUAAUUUUCUGCUAUCGACUACAAAAGAAGGCGUGCCCAGGACAAUUGGGCUCUUAUAAAGGUUGGUGUUCUCACCAGGAAUACUGUCUUUUAAUAAGCACAUUUUUGGAGUCGCAAAAAUGUGUACGGAACACUAAUACGAAGGCAGUAGUGGAAACACAGUUGGAAAACUUUGAACAGAUUUCCGCUUUUUAGUUUACCUUAUGUGCAACACGAAAUUAAAGCAAUCUAUUCCAUUUGAGCGGUCUAUUUUCGCGUCCGCAUUGGUCUGUGGAAUUGGAAUACUAAACUGUGUAACCUAAAAGACAUUUUAGAAAGAAGGUUUCCAGGUUCAAGUCGUUAAAAGAUAUGGACAUUCACCUUCCGCUAGUAGAUAAGACGUUACAUUUUAAAGGACCGUUCUCCAUCACAACCAGUUCGAAGCUGCUAAAUUUACAAACCUGACAGAAUAAGCCUAUUCAUUUUAUACAAACUCAGCGAUCUUAAUAACUCAGUUCAGAGCUUUUGGUUCGUAUUAACAUCAUAAGCAAUCAUACUAUUGUCAAGAGGCAUUUUUCACUUCCUACUGGGUCAAAAAAAAGAAAAGAAAUGUCUUUUUGUCUGUAACACAUACUUGCUUGUUUAAUUUUCAGAUAUGCAAUUUGACUACGACGCGUUUGUCAUAUAUAGCUCCCAAGAUUCAGAGUGGGUGGUUAAAACUCUUAUUCCAACUCUUGAGGAAAAGCAUGGGCUAAAAUGUUGUGUGCAUUAUAGAGAUUUCCCUCUUGGAAUUCCUUUUCGUCAAAACAUGGUUGACAGCGUUUACAAGAGUAAGAAGACAGUGGCCGUUGUAUCCACUCACUUUUUCAAUAGUAAUUACUGUGGGUCAGAACUGGAUUACGCUCUUCACCGACUUAUGGAAAAGAAAGAUGAUAGCUUGGUUGUUGUCAAACUUGAUGAAGUCAACAGGAAGAAACUUCCUAGAGAACUCCAAAAAAGGAGUUAUAUAGACUUUUCAAAGUCCACUGAUAAAGAAACCUGGGAGAGAAAACUAGUUAAAUGCUUGAGGUCCACCAACCCUCGACCUGAAUAAUUUGAAUGAAGUUCGGAAGCUAAUAUCACCAAAGGAAUUCCUAGUGAUAUGCUGUUUAAAAACACGCAGCUAUUUGUUAGGAAUCUUCAUCGAUGGGAUGAUCUCUAUGUGUUAUUUGUUCGGAGUUCGUCUGUCGUAUGCAUAGAAAGGAGGUUCUUGGAAGUGUGGUAUAGUAGAAUUACCUUAGUCACUGUAUCUAGAGUAAGUACUAAAACUUUAGGGUCUGUUAGCAGUCAACAUAUUUUUAAAAUAAAGAGG